UCGUCUCAUCUCCUGAUUUCUCCACGUGCUCUCGAUCCGAUCGCUCUUUCUUCUUCACUCCGAGAUCAUCGCGAUCUCUAGGUUUCCUUAUCUAAUUUCCCCAAAUUUUCUGUUAAUUUUGGCCGAUGCAGUUCUAAUUUCGCAUCUCUAGUCUAUAUCUUUGUUCCUUUAUGCUAAAAGUUUGAAAAUUUAGAGUAGCUAGGGUUUAGUGUGGUAGUCUUACCCAUGGAUUCGGUAUCGGAAUCUAGGGUUUUAACUCCAUGGAGCUAGUGUCUAUGGAUGAUCUAAUAGGAGUCGUGCUAUGGUGUUUUGAUUGAUUUGUUCUCCCUAUGGAAGUUGAAUCCAGGGAUGCCUAUGGCUUUGCAGUGCGGUCACAACACAUACAGAGAUAUCGAGAAUAUGCUAAAAUCUACAAGGUGGAGGAGGAAGAGAGAUCAGAGAAAUGGAAAGAUUUCUUGGAAAGGUGUUGUGGAGCUGGAUCUCCCGAGUUGCCUUCAAACGAUUCAGUGGAAAAAGAUACUGAUAUUGAAUCCCCAGAGGAAUCUUCGAGCAGUCAAAAGGAGGAUUCUGCUGAAGGGGGAAAUAGUGAAUGCGAUGCUUCAGAAGAAAUUAGCUCAGACAAUGCUGUCGAUUCUACACAAAAGGAGACAGUGGAGUCUCACGGGAAAGAGAAAAGUGAGGAUAAAGUCGAAUUAUGGGCUGAGAUUAGGCCUUCUCUUAGUGUUAUCGAGCAUAUGAUGAGUUUCCGCGUGAAAAAGAAGAAAACUUCAGCCAGCAGGGAACCUAAUGUUGGGAGAAGUAGAAGUAAGAGAAACCUUUCUUCCAUUGAAGAAGGGUCAUCACCUAGGGAGGAAGACUCCGAUGAAGAGUUUUAUGAUAUGGAAAGAUCGGAUACAACCCAAGAGGGGGCCACAGAUGAAGGUGUUAGUGAUGAUUUGGCAGUGAGUACAACUCAGGAGCAAUUCCCAUGGAAGGAAGAGCUGGAAUGCCUGGUUCAGGGGGGAGUUCCAAAGGCUCUUAGGGGAGAGUUAUGGCAAGCCUUUGUCGGUGUGAAAACACGCAGGGUGGAUGGUUACUAUCACAGUCUCUUAAAUACAAAAGAUGAUGCUGGUGGCAAUGAGCUUAAUGGCUCCCUUUCAAAUGGCACUGGAAGCGUUCCAAAGAAAGCUGAGAAAUGGAAAGUGCAGAUAGAGAAGGAUUUGCCUAGAACGUUUCCAGGGCAUCCUGCUCUAGAUGAAGAUGGGAGAAACGCUCUAAGGCGUCUUCUCACGGCAUAUGCACGUCACAAUCCCUCUGUUGGGUACUGUCAGGCCAUGAACUUCUUUGCAGGCUUGUUACUGUUGCUGAUGCCAGAGGAAAACGCUUUUUGGACCUUAAUGGGUUUAAUUGAUGACUAUUUUGAUGGCUACUAUUCUGAGGAAAUGAUAGAAUCUCAGGUGGAUCAACUUGUUUUUGAGGAGUUAGUGAACGAGAAAUUCUCAAAACUGGUUAAUCAUCUAGAUUACCUCGGUGUUCAAGUGGCAUGGGUUACUGGAGCUUGGUUCCUUUCCAUUUUUAUGAAUAUGCUUCCCUGGGAAAGUGUUAUUCGUAUCUGGGAUGUCCUUCUCUUUGAUGGUAACCGGGUGAUGAUAUUUCGGACGGCUCUUGCUUUGCUGGAGUUAUAUGGACCUGCAUUGGUGACAACUAAGGAUGCUGGAGAUGCAAUUACAUUACUGCAAUCCCUUGCUGGAUCAACCUUUGACAGCAGCCAACUUGUCCUGACAGCUUGUAUGGGUUACCAAGGUGUGAAUGAAAUAAGAUUGCAAGAGUUACGAAACAAACAUCGGCCAGAUGUUUUAGCUGCUAUGGAGGAAAGGGCUCAAGGACUUGCUUCUAAGGACUCCAAGGGCCUUGCAUCUAAACUAUAUAGCUUCAAACAUGAUCCAGGAUCAUUACUACAAGAGACCAAUUCCAAAGAAGGAGAAGGUAAGACACAUCCAAAUGGGGAUAUGCAGGCCGAAUUUGAGCGAUACUUCAAUGGUCAUGUUGCUGAAACGGAGUUGGAUUCUGUACCUGAUCUUCAAGAACAAAUCACAUGGUUGAAGGUCGAGUUGUGCAAACUGUUGGAGGAGAAAAGAUCCACUAUUCUCAGAGCAGAAGAACUGGAGACAGCAUUGAUGGAGAUGGUAAAGCAGGAUAAUCGACGCACGUUGACUGCCAAAGUGGAGCAGUUAGAGCAAGAGGCAGCUGAGUUGCGGAAGGCCCUUUCAGAAAAGCAGGAGCAAGAGAGUGCAAUGCUUGAGGUCUUGAUGCGGGUUGAACAAGAACAAAAGGUAGCAGAGGAUGCUCGUAUUUCUGCUGAGCAAGAUGCUGCUGCUCAACGAUAUGCCGCUAAUGUGCUACAGGAAAAAUAUGAAGAAGCUAUGAUUUUAUAUGGACAAAUGGAGAAGAGGGCUGUAAUGGCUGAAACAAUGUUGGAGGCUACAAUUCAGUAUAAUUCUAGUCAACUCAAAGUCUCUGCACCUUCAUCUCCAAGAACCCCACGGCAAGAAUCCUCUCAAGAUGCGCCCGUCAGAAGGAUAAGCUUACUUUCUCCCUUUGUUGGAUGGCGUGACAGGAGCAAGGGCAAACCAAGCAACUCUGAGGAUUCCAGCGUAGGCAAAAACUCAAAUAGCAGAGAGGGAAGUGGCAAAACACCAAGAGAAGUGUUGAAAGAGCAACAAGCAAAGGCUGUGAAUGAUCAACAAGAAAAAGAUGCUAACGAUCAACAAGCAAAAGAUGUUAAUGAUGAGCAAGCUGAGGGUGAAUAGCACUCUUGACGUAGAGGAGCAUCUAAACUCAUCUAGUGGCCGAGAAUGCUGCUAUACCAGAUUCGUCUAAUUAUAACGAUUUCCUCAGCUAUAAACAAGUUUCACGAGGAAAUUGGGUGCCUACGCUACAGUAUCAAUUGGGUACGCAGUUUUUGUUCUACUUGAUGGGCAAAAUUCGUUCCUUAAAUAUCGUAAGCUCUGCCCGUGCUUUCUCAGAAUACAUCGAAUCAAACCUUCAAUUUUGUAAGGUGGAUUUUCCUCCUGUCGGCCUGCUUGCAGAAGAUUGUAUGUUGUGAUUCAUUCCAGUAUCUGUAUAGUUGUGAUCUACCUAUGCAAAGAACAUGCUCGAGGAUGUUAGUUACCCAUAAGAUAAUUGAGAAUUACAUUUCAAAAAUUUUGUUCGUAAUUCUCUUAGUAGACAACUGAAGGGCAAUGUAAAUUGUGUAGGAACUGAAGGCAAUUAUCUGUGUUUUCCUGUCAAUAAACUGGUAAAAAGAGUGGAUUUGUUUAUAUAUUACAAUAUUUGUUUCUCUAUGGAGGAUAUGGAUACAAAUAUUACUGUGUUA
This is a messenger RNA of Asparagus officinalis (garden asparagus), 3355 nucleotides long. Its product is annotated as TBC1 domain family member 8B-like. The transcript is spliced from 18 exons. Bases 330 to 2789 code for a protein of 819 amino acids. NCBI's taxonomy places the organism in Eukaryota, Viridiplantae, Streptophyta, Magnoliopsida, Asparagales, Asparagaceae. The record is from RefSeq and is a predicted model, not a curated record.